Molecule: messenger RNA, 270 nt
Organism: Trametes versicolor FP-101664 SS1
Lineage: Eukaryota; Fungi; Basidiomycota; Agaricomycetes; Polyporales; Polyporaceae
Product: protein transporter TIM8
Exons: 3
Coding region: 1-270 (89 amino acids)
Source: RefSeq, a predicted model, not a curated record
AUGUCCGACAUUAACGACUUCAACCUCGACCCUGCUUCCCGCAAGGAGCUCGAAGCGUUCAUCGAGACGCAGCAGGCGCAGGGCCGCGUCCAAACCCAGGUGCACAUGCUCACCGAGAUGUGCUGGGACAAAUGCGUCGGUUCGAUCUCGUCGGGCUUCUCCCGCAGCGAGCAGAGCUGCCUCGCGAACUGCGUCGACCGCUUCCUGGACACGAGCAUGUACCUCGUGAAGAAGGUCGAGGACCGUCGAGAGGCCGCGCAGGGCCAGUGA